UGUCUUCUGUUUUUCGUUCCACGGUGUUGUGAAAGAAAAGAAAAAACGAUCAUACCAGUGGGACAAGAAAAGAAGAGAAAGACUGGAGGUGUCUCGAUGCUUUCAUUGCAAUUUUCGCACUUGACCGCAGGGGUAAGCGUGCUUUACGAUCCGCGGUAAGAUUACCAUCAAUGCUGGAGGUGGACGGAUCGCUACCCCUCGAUCUCCCCUCUAUCAUUCCCGGAUGCGGGUUUGAUGUUGUGGUGGUGGAAAAACGUGUGGUGGGGCUAGAUCGAGUUAGGGGGAGGCUUGCCGCCAACGAGUGUCCAAUAGUGGGGGGAAAGCGCGGGUUAGCAGCCGGGACACGCCAGGCGUAGAAUUCAGUAAGCGAACGGCUCUCAACGGCCACGAACGUGUUUUUCGUUCUUCGGUUCCCGCGCAUGCAUAUAUAUGUAUGUAUAUAUGUACCCGAGACUGAUUCGAAAGAAACAUAAUCGAGACGCUGUCGAAAAUUCGCAUCAUAACUGUAACGGACAGUCGCGACACAUACCCGGUUUUACGAGAGUUCACUAGCAAAAACAGUUCUUUGGUUUCUUCAAUUUUCCAUUCUUCAAUUUUAUUUCCGCAACUGUGGCUUUAACAAUUCAAACUGGAUUCCAACAAGCAGUACGUGUCGCGAUUACAUCGCGGCUACCGGAGGCUUAAAAAAUUAUUCAAGGUAAGAAGAAAACACACCCCUACGACAAUCCUGUAAACCGAGAGCGCGCGCGCUAGAUAAGGAAGAAAAAUAACGAAGCAGUCCGCGAAAGGUGUGAUCGAGUGUGACGCCGCGCGGAAACUCCCGUCCAAGUGCCUGUUCUUGCGGAAACAGAGGCAAACUCUAGGAACGUUUGUUCCUGUUUACAAAUCGUUUGAUCAGAUUCUCGCCAAGUGUCGCUUAGGGAAUUACUCUUCGUGACAAUGGGCUAGCGCGUUUCAGCCAAUCGCGUCUCAACGAAACUCGAUUGUUUAUCAUUCGUGGAAAUCCGCCGAAAUGUUCGACCUGCUCCGCGAACAAAGCAAGCCUACAACCAUUCUAUUCUUCUGUUCAGUCAAAUAUCUGAGAAUCGUCCGAAGCAACGUUCCCACGGAUCGCGAUACUAUUCCCGACAAGGAGAGUGUGGUAACUUUGUACUCAAAAGGCGCGUCUUCUCAGUGACCGCGUGUGGCGAACCAGGCGCUUACCGUUUCGCCACAGCCGGCAAUAACGGUGGAGGGGCCGGUGUCCAAAAUGUCUCCACCAACGAACGACGUGACCAAUGGCGUGGUAGCGCCACCCAACACCUUGGCGCCCCGGGGUUCGCCGACCUCGUCCCUUACAUCCAUCACCCCGCCAACGCACAAGCGGAAUCCCAAGGACUUCAUCUUUGGCAAGGCGAUCGGCGAGGGAAGCUUCUCCACCGUUUACCUCGCCAAAGAUAUCCAUACUGGGAAGGAGUACGCGAUAAAAGUGUGUGAUAAGCGUCACAUCAUCAAGGAGAAGAAAACGGAGUACGUGAAGCGGGAGAAGGAGGUGCUAAACAUGCUCGCGGGCGCGAAACACUCGUUCGUGCGCCUGUUUUGCACCUUCCAAGACGUCGAAAGACUCUAUUUCGUUCUAUCGUACGCGAAAAAUGGUGAGCUCUUGCCGUAUAUCAACAAGGUGGGCUCGUUCGACAUCGAGUGUACCAAGUUCUACUCGGCGGAGAUCCUUCGCGCUCUCGAGUACCUUCACGGGCUCGGCAUCAUCCAUCGCGAUCUCAAGCCGGAGAACAUAUUGUUGGACGAGAAGAUGCACGUGCUCAUCACCGACUUUGGUAGCGCGAAAAUUCUCAAGGAUCCGGAGACAGUGGAGACGCACCCCGCAACGGACGAUUCGCAGCAGCAGCAACAGCAGCAGCAGCAACAACCGUACCGAAGAGAACGCAGGGGUUCGUUCGUUGGUACCGCCCAAUACGUAUCUCCGGAACUUUUAACCGACAAGACGAGCAGAGCCUCCGAUCUCUGGGCCCUCGGCUGUAUAAUCUACCAGAUGGUCGCUGGUCUGCCACCGUUCCGCUCUAGGAGCGAGUACAUGAUAUUCCAAAAAAUCCUGAAACUCGAGUACGAAAUCCCUGACGGAUUCUGCGAGCUGGCGAGGUCGCUCGUCAGUCAGCUGUUAGUGCUCGAGCCAUCGCAGAGAUUGGGUGCGCAGGACGAACAUGGUGCAGGAUAUCCCAGCAUCAGGGCGCAUCCGUUCUUCGAAGGUGUCGACUUUGAAACCCUCCACGAGCAGACACCACCGCCGAUCUAUCCCUACCUGCCUGGUACGUCUGAGAACGAGGAGCUUAGGUCGCAAUACAGGGUUCCCGAUCAUCUAGAACCCGGUCUCGACGACAAACAGCUCACCAGGCUUCUUGGUCUGGGCAUCGGCGAAGACGACGACGACGACGACGAUGAAGAAGAUACCACCACCGAGCGCGAGAAACCCGCGCAACCCAGUACGGUCGUCGAAAAACCAAGGAGAACGAGGACCACUGCUGACGGUAGUAACAUCGCCGAUCUAACGCCGGAGGAGAUCAGAAACCGGCUAGAGAAGCAACAUGCCUCGAACCAGUGGGACUGUUUCGUCGAGGGCAACCUGAUACUGAAGCAGGGCUUCGUCAACAAGAGGAAAGGUCUCUUUGCUAGACGAAGGAUGCUCCUGCUCACUACCGGACCACACCUAUAUUACGUCGAUUCUGUAAACAUGGUGCUGAAGGGCGAGAUACCUUGGAGUCCGGAACUCAGGGUCGAGCCGAAGAGCUUCAAGAUCUUCUUCGUCCACACGCCAAACAGAACGUACUAUCUCGAAGAUCCCGAAGGAUUCGCAUUGGAGUGGUGUAGAGCGAUCGAGAAUAUGCGAGUCCAUUACUACGGCCUGCAGGAGUCCACCGCUUAAACAAAAGACUGAUGAACACAGAUCGUUUCGGAUGGAACAGAGCAAAUGAACGUUUCACCGAUUACGGUAAUAACAAUGUCCGCGAGGUGCGAUCAUCGAUGUAUUAUUAAUUUAUGGCCAGAGGGGGCGUUUAUUUAGAACGUUUGUUAGCGUGUAACUCGGCAUUAGGAAAAGUACAUUCUAGUAUAGGUUAGCGUUUUUCUAACGCGUUCAAAGCACUGUGUACAGAUUAGGAAAAUUUUCUAGAUAAAAAUACAAAGUGUUUAUAUAAUAGUAGACUUCUGUUGAAAUACAGAGGAAUGGAGAGACAUACAAAAGGCAAAAAGUGUUAUCGAAAUCGUGCAAUUGCCGGUUUUUUCACUAGUUACAUUUUGCUAUUUAUUAUCGAACUCGAGGAACCUUGAAAAAGCUGCGCGACGUUCCUCGCACGUGAACACACAAAGAAUAGCGAAAUUUUUAGCCAAGGUUUUAGCUGUGUGUAUUCACAAUGUUAAGUGCUGCCUGUGACAUAACGUUCGUGAUCGAGGUCGCCUGGCUGCCCACUACUUUCAUUACGGGGAAAGGAAAAUAAAGUCGUUCAUCCGCGCGAAUUUUGUUAUUUAUAAUUCGUGACACGUAAUCGGGACAUCGCAAUCAAAAUUUUAUCGUGUUAAAUCGACGCUUCGUAACUCUUUGGGAGAACAGACGAGAAACAGUAGUACCUGGUUGACGAAGAAAGGAACAAAAGAGUUAUACUAACGUAAACGGAAGCCAGGCGUAUGUCGAUUAUUUGCGUUUAAAACAGUGGCAGCAUGUAGCAAUUUUGUUCCAAAUAUAGCCAAAAUUACUUAGAAAAAUACAGACGAGUUCUUUUAGAAGUUAAAACGACGGCGGAGUGACAAUGUGUGAUUCGUAUGAUAGUUUUGUGUUCGCUGUCGAUUUUACGAAUCUAGGACAUCAAUUUAUAUAGUCGAAGUUAACCAAAAAAAAAAAGAUAAAAAAAUGCAGUGGGGGACAACAUUGCCGCUUUGCAGCUUUAAUAAAUAGUUUACGUUGCCUGAAAGGGAUUUGCGGAAUGUUGCGCGUUAUUCCGUUGGGUCCCUUGCUCUCUUCAUAUUACAGUAUUCUUCUCGUUGUUCGUUACCCCUUUUCCUCCUCGGUACGUUGUAAAUAUUAGCGCGAUUUCACGAAGAGCAGGCUUCGUAAAGCAUAUACUAAUUCUAUACAUAGUUCUAUAUAUAUAUAUAUUUGUAAGUACAAAAAUCGUUGUCCAACCACGGCGUUUUUACGUUCGUUUCUUAGUCCGAUUAUCUUCGUCUCCGAUCUGGCCCUCGCGGACGCGAUCGAACAAUGUGUAUAGCCGGGAAUUAGAAAAACAUUGUUUAGGUCUUAAUUGGAAGUAAUCUUUAGUAGUUUAAAAGAAAAAGAUGCAAGAAGAGGAGCAGAUUAGCGUUUGUUGUACAAAGAGAAGCGGUGGAAAUGGGAAGAGUGUUUUUUUUUGUUCUUUUCCCGCGUAAGACUUGGCACUUGAACACUAUAAAUUAAGUAGUUAGGAAAUAGAAUCCCUUAAAAAGGAUAGCUUUAAGAGAAGUAGUAUCCCGUUUAGAUUUGCGAGAAUCACACACACAAACACAAACACAUACUACACUCGUUGCGUUCAAGCUAUCGUCGUUGUCGUUCUUACUACUAUUAUAAGUUUCUAAUAUUUAGUAACUCUACUACGAUUAUAGUUAACAAUAUUAAUUAAUUAUUUCAUCGUAUUACCAACGUAUAAGUAUUUUUCUCCCCUCGUAACUGUCGACGUAUUUAAUCGAACGAUUUUGUUUUUUCAUUUUUUUUCUUCUCAUGCGCGAUCUUUUCUUAAUUUAUUAUUCGCCGUAAUCGUCCUACGUUUAUUUAUUUUUUAUAGUUUACGUUUCCGCGUUAGUAAGGAUCACACGCUUCGUUUACGUGUAGACGUUCACAUACAGACUUAGUACUACUACCGCUACUACCACUGCGACUAUUAUUAUUAGUGCUAUUACUAUUACUAUUACUAUUACUAUUACUAUACCUAUUACUAUCCCUAUCAUAGCGUCGUUGUUGCAUACGUAGAUACACGCGUGCGGAUGCGUGCUCGUCGCGUGUAUAUACGCAUGCACGUGCUUAUAAUACGUUCUGUAACUUAUAUUAUUACUCUCUAUCCUCUUUAGGCGUAAUUUUAGGUAUUUUGUAAAUAAUACUGCCACGUUUAUCGCGUCGACUUGCCGAAACGCUAUUCCUCGACUUUGUGGCGCUAUCGAGUCGUGGCCGGACUGUGUACGAUACAGCUGUAUAUUAUCUAUACAUAAAUAUUCUAUAUAUACAUAUAUAAUUAUAUAUAUAAAAAGGGUAUAUAUAUAUAUAUAUAUACACACAUAGACGCGUAUAGUUAUAUAAAAUAUUUAUGAAUUGUGAAUAGUAGUUAGGAAAAUCGUGUAUAAACGUUCGUUUGUAGAUUUUAGGCCGAAUACGCGCUUAGGUUUAAUACUUUGUUGACGUUACCUUUGCCACGACUUGAAUGCGCCGUUUCAUUACACGUUGUAUUAUAAACGCAUGAUAAUCCCCACGUUCUCCUCGCGAUAUUUAGAAAGACUUAAACAGGGUAUUCGGAGAAGUAUUCGACGGAGGGUGGUUCGGUGGUCGUGUCUGCGACGCCGCGUGAAUGUGCUCGAAAAAAUGGUGAUUCAUUUAUGGAUCAGCAUUGUCCUCGUGCCCAGUGGCUUUUCAAAAUGACCGCUUUUGGCUUGCCACGUACGGUGCUUGCGGGCUAAAACGGGGCGCAUGGGCUCGACGAUCGUCCACCCUUGUCGUUUCUUUCUCUUCAACUAGUGAGAAUUGAUCGCGAGGAGGAGUUAUUCGAUAGUUGUUGCCGCUGACACCCCUGCCCCCUCCGCGUCCCAAUCCUCAUACUCUUCGUUCCGCAGAAUAGCGUUUCGGUAGCGUUAGGUAAAAUGAAGCACCAACACACGCAGUCUUUCUGUCAAAACGAAGCACGUGUCGAGGACAUUCUCAAAAUUUAAGAAGCAUGCGAAUUUUGCUUUAACAAAGACGACGCGGCGACGCUGUUUCACGGCCGAGUCCGAUAUUAUAGUUCCUCGUUGCCUCGACCAACUGCUUCCUUUCCGAAGAAAGAAUGCGUUCACUAUCCUGUCAUCAACCCUGAGAAUCGUUUUAAUCAUGGGUCGUUGAUACGGAGUGCGACACCGGCGUUUCCAUUGUUGUAAACUUUGUAGGUUCUACGUUUUAUGUAGACGUUGCAAACUUUCUGAUGGAAAUGCGUAAAUUUUUCCUAAGCGCUGGCUCCUGUCAAGGGGAAGGAUGGUCGCUUAUUAAAUAGUUUUCCGUCGGUUUUGGAAACUGGUCUUGAGAUUCCUAACCCCAAAGGGCGACGCUUACCUCCUUUUUUAUUAUAGUUCACUUGCUCUAACUGAACUUAAAGAAAACUUCUAGUGUAUUUGUUGAGUGUCAUUCGACGCAAAAGAUCUAGCUAAUUUAAUUUAUACGCUCGCGAGAGGGAAGAACGAAUACUUAAAAAGAUCAAGCAAGAAUAUGUGUAUCUAAGAAAAGAAAACAUUCGAAUACACUAAUGUAAACUACGCAAGCAAUAACAGCAAGGCCUUGCGAUUAUUCAAAUGCCUACCGUUUCGGCGUAACAAGGACGGUUCAACUAUUAAUUGCAGUAUUAUUAAAUGUAUGCAGACUAAAGUACACUUACACGCGUACACCUACACAACGGUUUACUUAUACACAUUAAAAACUUCACAUUGGAUAAGAAGACUCUGUAAAUAGUUAGUAUGUAAUUGAUAUUAUAGGUGAUACAACCUAUUAAUAUUAACAUCAAAUUUAUUUAUAGUAAAUUUUCCGAAAUAUCGCAUA
Molecule: messenger RNA, 6793 nt
Organism: Bombus pascuorum
Lineage: Eukaryota; Metazoa; Arthropoda; Insecta; Hymenoptera; Apidae
Gene: Pdk1
Product: 3-phosphoinositide-dependent protein kinase 1
Exons: 4
Coding region: 1250-2917 (555 amino acids)
Biological process (GO): peptidyl-serine phosphorylation; intracellular signal transduction
Molecular function (GO): protein serine/threonine kinase activity; ATP binding
Source: RefSeq, a predicted model, not a curated record